ACACUUCCUUUUCAAAAUUGGUAUUUGUUUAAUUUUUUUUAAAAUGAAACAAACCGACACAAAAGGUUUACACAAACAAACAACCUAAAACAUUCUUUCUUGCUUAAAGUACUUCCAAUUUUCUCACAAAGUUGAAACAUUUGGGAGUUAAUCCAAAAAAUGGAGGCGAUGAUGGAGUCCGGCGCCAACGGCGGGGGAGGAGGAGGCGGCGGUGGAGGGUUGAAGGGAAAAGGAAGGCCACAAGAGCAAUUGAACUGCCCAAGAUGCAAAUCAAGCAACACAAAAUUUUGUUACUACAACAAUUAUAGUCUCACACAGCCGAGGUAUUUUUGCAAAUCCUGCCGCCGGUAUUGGACGGAGGGUGGUUCUCUUAGGAAUAUUCCCGUCGGAGGAGGGUCCAGGAAGAACAGGAAACCGCACGGUUCGGUUUCUGGGUCUGGUUCGGUUCACCACCCUCAGCCGCAGCCGCAGGUGUAUCAAGCGCAGGAUCUGAACUUGGGGUUUGCAACGACGGCGGAGGCUACGACGGCGAUGGACAACGGCGGGCAUGGAGGGUUUGGUUGCUAUAUUCCGAAUUUGAUGCCGUAUUCGGGACGUGAGACGGCGGCGGUGGAAGAGAAUUCCGGUAAUAAUGGGUAUUGGAAUGGGAUGUUUGGUGGAGGGCCGCCGUGGUAGAAAUGUUUAGAGAGAUUUUUAAUUUUUAUAAUAAUAAUAAUUAUGAGAAGUAAUUUACAUCGGAUAUUUUAAAAGAAAAAAAAAAAAAAAGAAGAAAAUCAACAACAAAUUAGUGUAUGAAAUUAUUAAUUUGGGCUUUCUGAUUGAUUUCUACUUUGUAUUUUAUUUUAUUUUUUGAAUUUGAAUAUGGGUUUGGAUUGGUUUGAUGAAGUUCUUGUACUAAAAAUUAAAAACACUUCUCACUAACAAAGUGGUUUUCAUGUAUCAUUUUUCUCUUUAUUGAUUAUUACUAUGAUCUUAAUCA
Cucumis sativus (cucumber) is the source of this 979-nucleotide messenger RNA. RefSeq names its product dof zinc finger protein 2. Lineage: Eukaryota; Viridiplantae; Streptophyta; Magnoliopsida; Cucurbitales; Cucurbitaceae. The record is from RefSeq and is a predicted model, not a curated record. Gene Ontology annotation, biological process: regulation of DNA-templated transcription. The transcript is spliced from 2 exons. The coding region runs from base 160 to 675 and encodes 171 amino acids. Gene Ontology annotation, molecular function: DNA binding; DNA-binding transcription factor activity.